Salvelinus namaycush (lake trout) is the source of this 1749-nucleotide messenger RNA. RefSeq lists its product as uncharacterized. The coding region runs from base 1 to 1749 and encodes 582 amino acids. NCBI's taxonomy places the organism in Eukaryota, Metazoa, Chordata, Actinopteri, Salmoniformes, Salmonidae. The record is from RefSeq and is a predicted model, not a curated record. The transcript is spliced from 6 exons.
AUGUCGCGGAAAGGGUAUCCUCUCCAGUCAAACAUAGUGUACCUAUCAAACAAAAAAGUACCAGAGUGGCUGGAGUCCAACAAGACCCUGAUACUGAACCAUGUGUAUCUGCUGAGCCAGAGUACCAAUAUACAGAGGAUGCUGCCUGUUCUGGGACGAGUUGACCAUGCAAUUGUAUUAGAUGCGCCUGUGUAUCAAGAUAGGGCUGAUGAAGUUGUCUCUGCGACAGAGCACGUAAACAGGGCCGGAUGUGCUACCUCAAAGGAGCUUCAGACUGCCCUGGAUAGCAUCACAGCCAUGUCUGGGUGUGAUACAUCAGAGGAGGUUACUGCUGCCCUGGAUAGCAUGACAUGUGUCACGGGUACCGAGAGAGUUCCGGAUGAUAUGCUAACCGAUGUGGAAUAUGCAAAUGCCUUUCAAGAGAGUGAAGUGUCCCAAGCAUCCGAGCCACAUUUCAGUAGGCCACAGUGGAACGUUGACUCUUGUCCAGGUUCAAUAUUUUCUGCUACAACCGAUCCCCUUCCCACUAUGAAACCACCUUCAAGCGCCAUCUGUAAUGAGGUAACCCAGCUUACAGAUGUGGAACUCAGCACCUUCAACGCCUGUAUUGGUGACAUGGCCCCUCUCGGGUACCCAGAGAACUCCAUGGCUGCUCUUGAGAGGGUCUGUGGUGAAUAUGUCUUUCAACAACAACAGUCGGCACAGCCUCUAGAGCCCCAGCAGGUUGAGGUGCAUCUGGAAACGUUUCAUCAAGUGCCGCAGCAGGAGGCCCGGGUCCUACAUCCCCAACAACCAGCAUCUCAAGUGCCUGAAACUCCACAGCAGACCGUUGAUAUACAAGGGUUCAACGUGUGCAAACCCAAGCCAGUGACAUCUUUACAGUCGCAAAGGACAUUGUUCCCCACACCACCACAAUCCGAAGCAUCUGUCACCUAUGAAGAAUCCGUGCCUGGUCCCAGCCGAUAUAACCUGUACAGCGACGGGGCUACCGUGUCGUCCAUUGCGAUGAUAAUCCCUGUGAUGAAACAGUUGAUUAUAUGCACCACGUGUAAAAAGAAGUUCAACAGAGCGUUCAUCUGUAACAACUACUUGAUUCAGCUGAACAGGCCCGUGCAAUGUGCUUGGGGCUGUGUAUUGUGCAGACUGUGUUACAGUGAACAAAGUGGUUGUCGCCUACACGAUAUAUCAUACCACUCUAAGCACAACACCCUUGCCAAUUUCCCUGCUCUGGAGAAUGUAGGAGACUGGGAUCUGGAACUCAACAUAGAUGAUAAGUUCAAGACUGACAAGGAGGUCAACGUCCAUGUGCAGCUGAUUAUGAAUGAGGAGCAAUCCUCUGGAGUUGACACCCUGCGAAGAGCGUUCAACCAUCUCAUCACAGUGAAUGACACCAUGUCCUUCAGGUACUGGGUAAGCAAAGCAAUGCCAGAAGAGGUGGCCUACAGAUAUGUCUGCAUCCCUCAUGUACCUGGGUUCUGGGAUCACGUUGUGGUGGGAACCCGUCCCCUUCCCAGAACGGAGAAGCUGAUCGGACCUGAUGACUCCUUACCGAGAUUGUUCAAUGUGUCACUUGGGUCCUUCAGGUUUCAUUGGAAUGCCAACAGCAUGUUCACAUGCCCCUCAGAUGGUAAUUCAGGAGGUAAUUACAUCGAUAUUGUUGAGGAGUUUAGCUCCUACCACAACAGUGGCGAUGAUGGUAUUGGUCUCACUCACAUGUCCACAACCACAGAGUGUUACAGCUUCCUUUAA